AUGUCGUCGGUUGGGACAUUCAUCGUCGUGUUUUUGGUCGUCGGAGUCCUCAGCUUUCUAAUCAUCCCAGUCGUGAUGGGAUACAUGACAACACGCAGGUUCACGCGCCGCUUCGAGAGUCUCGUGCGAGCGGGCCAUAUUGACCCUAUUCUCGUACGAACCGACGAUGGAGAAACACAAACCUCACGCGAGAAGACGACGCGGAAUGCCAAGGUGUCCGUGGCGUCGCUUUACGAGACGUGGAUAGACAUCCAAUCUAGACCGGUGGCACUUACGGCACCAGGAGAGUGUAUCGGAGAUGACUACGCCUACAAGCCCAUUUCGGUCUCCUUCAAGACACGCGAGCCUGAGACGCCGGUAUCAGUGCGCAAUGCAAUUCUGACGACGCGUGAACAGCGCAGAGAGGCCGCGAAGAUGCACGCAAACCUGCGCAUUGCAUUUCACCAGCACUCUCAGCAACUCGCCAUUACUCCCUCUGUCCCACUUUAUGUUCAACAUCGAAAUCUCGACGUGUUAUCGGAUACCAAGUCGGAGAAUACAUCCUCCCAAGCAAAGAACGGGGCAGCAUCCACGUCGGUGAAUCCGACUGCAACCGCGGCCACGGUGCGCAUGUGUGUGUUCAUCCUGAUGCCCUCUGCGGACAAUCCCAAAGUCCAGAAGAAGAGGGUGUCUACGUCUUCUUCUGGUCUAGCCGUUACGUCCGGGAUUUCCUCUGGGAUUCAGCGCACGUCGGAAACGAAAGAGGGUGUGCAAGAAGCCAAACCAAAAGUUGUUUGCGAAGGCGAGGUCAAUGAUAAUCGCUUACGGGAAGAAUUCGACGGAGAAGGCCGCUCACAACCUCCACCGUCUCAAGGGGAGCACAUUCUCCAAACCCAAACCCUGCUUCCAGCCGGCGGCGGUGGCGUUAUACCUACGCUGGCGAUGGGUGUCCUGACGAGUAAUCUCGAGGAUGUCUCGGAGAUUACCAAAUCGCACACAGAUUACACCAGUCCUUCUCUGGUGUCUCUUGAGCAUGACGAGGAGCCGUGGUAA
Messenger RNA from Serendipita indica DSM 11827, 1032 nucleotides. Lineage: Eukaryota; Fungi; Basidiomycota; Agaricomycetes; Sebacinales; Serendipitaceae. The record is from the annotation of a GenBank genome assembly.